Messenger RNA from Cyclopterus lumpus (lumpfish), 2424 nucleotides. RefSeq names its product cadherin-7-like. Gene Ontology annotation, biological process: homophilic cell-cell adhesion; multicellular organism development; cell-cell junction assembly. Gene Ontology annotation, cellular component: catenin complex; plasma membrane; adherens junction. The coding region runs from base 1 to 2424 and encodes 807 amino acids. Lineage: Eukaryota; Metazoa; Chordata; Actinopteri; Perciformes; Cyclopteridae. The record is from RefSeq and is a predicted model, not a curated record. Gene Ontology annotation, molecular function: cadherin binding; calcium ion binding. The transcript has 11 exons.
AUGGGAGGUGCAGAGGAAAGGCACGGACGGACCGUAAACAUGAGGAUGCCGAGUGUUCUGGCCGUGGUCACGGUCUUUUCUCUGAUUCCUGGCGGGGUGCUCAGCGAUACGAGAGGCGCUCAGGGUCUGGAAGCCCAACAAUUGGCCCAAGGGUCUACUCAUCUGCACCGUCGCCUGAAGAGAGGCUGGAUCUGGAAACAGCUGUUUGUCCCCGAGGAAGAUCCCACUCCUCGCGUUAUUGGCCAGCUCAAAUCCGACUACGACCGAGGUGAGUUUUCCAUCAAGUACAUACUAUCAGGAGAAGGGGCCGGGGACGCGUUCGAGAUCGACGAGUACUCCGGUGAGAUCCGGACUCUGAAGAAGCUCGACCGAGAGGAAAAGGCCUUCUACGUCCUUCAGGCCCAGGCUAUCAACAGGAGGUCCAAUGAACCCGAGGAACCCGAGUCGGAGUUCAUCAUCAAGGUGCAGGACAUCAAUGACAAUGCCCCGCAGUUCCAGAACGAACCGUAUGUGUCCAGCGUCCCUGAGAUGUGUCCAACUGGGACCACAGUGGCCCAGGUGACGGCCACAGAUGCCGAUGACCCCAUGUUCGGAAACAACGCCAAGCUCAUCUACUCCGUCCUGCAGGGGGAGCCCUACUUCUCCGUGGAACCAAAGACGGGGAUCAUCGUAACAUCGUGGCCGAACAUGGACCGCGAGGCCAGAGAGCAGUACCUGGUGGUGGUGCAGGUGAAGGACAUGCUGGGCCUCAGCGGCGGUUACUCCGCCUCCACCACCGUCACCGUCACCCUGACGGAUGUCAACGACAACGGGCCCACCUUCCAGCACCACCUGUACACGUUUUCCGUCCCUGAAAAUGCGGCAGUGGGCACCACGGUGGGCAGGAUCAUGGCGCGGGAUGGAGACACUGGUAUCAACGCCAGGAUGACCUACAGUCUGGAGGAUGACCUGGAGGAAAGCUCCACCUUCAUCAUCGAAACAGACCCGGUGACGCAGGAGGGACUGGUUCUGCUCGCCAAGCCUUUGGACUACGAAACCAAAAGGCGGUUCGUCAUGGCCGCCGAGGCGGUCAACGAUCACGUGGACACUCGUUUUCUGCCUCUGGACGAGUUCAGGGACCGGACGACGCUCAAGAUCGUGGUGGAGGACGUGGACGAGCCGCCCGUCUUCCUGCCGGCGGCCCGCGAGUGGAAAGUCCCCGAAAACGCCGCCGUGGGAACCGUGGUCGGCAGCGUCAGCGCCAGAGACACCGACGCCGUCAACAACCCCGUCAGAUAUUCGAUCGACAAAAGGAGCGAUGCCACAAAAGCUUUCAGAAUAGACCCAAACAAUGGAACUAUAACUGUCGCUAAAGCUUUGGAUCGGGAGGCUGCCGCCUGGCACAAUGUGACGGUUGAAGCCGAGGAGACGACGGCGAACCAUUUAUCCUCGUCGGCGGUGGUGUUCGUCAAAGUGCUGGACAUAAACGACAAUGUGCCGCGGCUGGCGAGAGAUUACCGGCCAUUUAUCUGCGAGGGAACACAGGCGGGAGAACUCAUUCAGCUGCUCAGCGUCGUUGACCCCGACGACCCCGUCGAGGGACACCACUUCUACUUUUCCAUGGUCUCCGAGGAGCACAUCAAUCCAAACUUCACCAUCAGAGACAAUCAAGACAACACGGCCGGUAUCGUGGCGCGCAGGAGCAGCUUCACGCGCAGGGAUCGAACCCGCUACCUCCUGCCCGUCGUGGUGACGGACAGCGGCUCGCCGGCGCUCUCCGGUACCAGCACGUUGACCAUCAGCGUGUGCAGCUGCCAGCCCGCUGGACAUUGUCCCACGGGGGGGGUGGAGGCCCUCGCCCUGCCUAUGGGGGUCAGCAUGCAAACCUUGUUGGGGCUCCUGGUCUGCCUCGUCACACUCACAGCGCUGUCGGUUCUCUUGCUGGUGGUGAGGAGGCACCGGCGGAAGCAGCAGGAGGCACCGCAGGCGGAGGAUCUGGGGCUGCCGGAGACGGUGUCGCAGAAGGUGCUGUAUUACGGGGAGCCGGCGGGCGGGCGGGCGCACCUGGACUUCUGCCAGCCCGCCGUCGUCCCGUUGCGCCACCACCCGAGGAGGAGGGAGCGCAGGCUGCGGAGGGAGGACGUCAGGGCGAGCAUACGGAUGUCCCUCAGAGAAUCGCACCUCAUCGGGCCGGACGACGACGUCUUCCGACAGUUCAUCCUGGACCGGCUGGCAGAGGCGGAUCGGGACGCUUGCGUUGCUCCUUUCGACUGCGUGAGAACCUACGCCUACGAGGGGUCGGGGUCUCCCACGGGGUCCCUGAGCUCACUGGAGUCCUCCUCCGCUUUGGAGCUGGAACCCGAGCAACCCGGUUGUAAUCCCAGACCCUUCGUGGUUAAACUCACCCCGUGGUAUGGGGGAGGAGAGGAAGACACCAUCUUCUGA